CCAGCGCUGACGUGGCGGGAGCCAGAACAAGGUUGGGACUUUUCGGGGUUCAGGGACCAAGAUGAGGCGCGCGGGCCUAGGCGAGGGGGGGCCGCCCCCCGGACACCACGGCUAUGCGGCCAGCGGCUACAACGCCUUCGAGGAGGAGAACGACAGGUUGACGGAGAGCCUGCGCUCCAAGGUCACGGCCAUCAAGUCGCUCUCCAUUGAAAUAGGGCACGAAGUGAAGCAUCAGAACAAAAUGCUAGCCGAGAUGGACUCUGAGUUCGAUUCGACGACUGGCUUUCUGAGCAAAACCAUGGGAAGGCUGAAGGUGCUGUCCCGAGGGAGCCAGGCCAAGCUCCUGGCCUACAUGGCCCUCUUCACCCUCUUCGUCUUCUUUGUCAUUUAUUGGCUCAUUAAAUUGAGAUGAUGCCAGCGGCUCUAAGGUUCCCAUUUGUGCCGCCACAGGCAGCCGCCUCCCCUCUCCGGCCCAGGGGCCGGGGGCCGAUUCCCCCUCCCGUGGGGGCCAGGCUGGCACCCAGGAGCUCGGCCUGCUCCUGGUCCCAGAAUCCCAGCUGAGGGAGCAAGUCUGGGCUUUGGGAAGAAUGAUGUCCCCUGCAGUGCCUCUGGGGUCAGGGCCAAUGGUUCGCUCUCCACAUUCCCCUGUUCCUCCUCUCCCGUCUUCUCUCCUCCCUCCUCCCCCCCCAGGCUGUUCCCACCGUCGAGAUUCCACCUGGAUAGACCUGGUGGCGUUGCCCUUCCUCCUCUCAGCAUUCCUCCCUGUUGGUCUGGAGGACUAUUGGGGGUAGAUGCAGCAGCGGAGUGCCUUGGAGAUGAAUUUCCCAAGCGGUGACUCGAACUCGGGCUGACCCUCACUUCUGCCCUUUGUGACCGCGUCAUGGGGCAAGCGAUGAGAUCUCAGCAGGUCUCGGCUCCGAGAGCCCAGUGCUCCUGACGGACUUCCGCCCUGGGCAUCCCUGGCGCGCCCGGCCUUUCCUUGGGGCUCCUCACACUGUUGCUGUUCCCUGGUGAGCUCGAGGGGUCUGGCCCGGCCACUCGGGGAUCGUCUUCGUUAGAGAAUUGAAAAAUAAAUUUGCUUUAAAGGCA
Molecule: messenger RNA, 1089 nt
Organism: Gracilinanus agilis (Agile Gracile Mouse Opossum)
Lineage: Eukaryota; Metazoa; Chordata; Mammalia; Didelphimorphia; Didelphidae
Gene: BET1
Product: Bet1 golgi vesicular membrane trafficking protein
Exons: 4
Coding region: 62-412 (116 amino acids)
Biological process (GO): endoplasmic reticulum to Golgi vesicle-mediated transport; vesicle fusion with Golgi apparatus
Cellular component (GO): Golgi trans cisterna; SNARE complex
Molecular function (GO): SNAP receptor activity
Source: RefSeq, a predicted model, not a curated record